Messenger RNA from Brassica napus (rape), 1241 nucleotides. RefSeq lists its product as uncharacterized. Bases 271 to 1071 code for a protein of 266 amino acids. The record is from RefSeq and is a predicted model, not a curated record. Gene Ontology annotation, molecular function: protein binding. Lineage: Eukaryota; Viridiplantae; Streptophyta; Magnoliopsida; Brassicales; Brassicaceae. The transcript has 2 exons.
UUCCUAUUUUGCUGCUAUGUUAAAAAAAAAACCUUUCGUCCUCAUUUUUUUGUUUUCCUUUGUAGAAACAAGUCAGGAAAAUUCAAUUUGAUCAAAAACCUUUUCUCUUCCUCUUUCUUCUUCAUAAGAAAACUAAUUGCAUUAGUCUCUCUAAACAUCGUCCGAAGAAGGAAGAGGCUAGGGCAUCCAUUUUCUUUUCUAUACAUAUAUAUAUAUUAAUAUUUAAUUUUACAAGAAACCUUAAAAAAAAAGAGAUCGUGGGCGGCAAAAAUGUCAAUCGGAGGGAGGAGUAAAGUGAAGUUCAUGUGCAGUUUCGGCGGCAAAAUCCUCCCUCGUCCUUCCGACGGCCUUCUCAAAUACGUCGGCGGCGAAACUCGCGUCAUCGCCGUCUCUCCAGACAUCACCUUCCUCGAACUCACCAAGAAGCUCACGGAGAUGACAGAGAACGACAUGGUGCUCAAGUACCAAAUCAUCCCUGAAGAUCUCGACGCGUUGGUCUCCGUAAAGUCGGACGAAGAUCUGAAACACAUGAUGGACGAAUACAACCGUCACCAGGAGACUCCCAAGCUCAGAACCUUCUUGUUUCCAGCGGUUCAGUUAGGUUCUCCUAUGGAGCCACAGACGAUAGAGCAGCGCUACAUCGAAGCCAUCAACGGCAUUGUUCGCAAAAUCAAAACACGGCCUUCUUUCACCCUCUCUGCUUCCUCCUCUCCCAAAUCUGAAUCGUCACCAGAUGGGUACGGUAACGAGCAGCCUGAGAUGGGUAGUAGCUACCAGUUGAGCCGGCUUUACCCGAUGCAUAGAGUACGGAGCAGUCCUAACAUCUCACAGCAGCAGCAUAACUAUCACCACCACCACCACCACCACAGUGCUUACUUUCAGCAACCUAAUUACUUGACUUGUAGGCUGCGUCCACCACCACCUCCACCGUUGGAUUUCCCUAGAGGCGCGGGCUGGGGGGAUCCACAGGGCGGGGGUAAUGGAAAGUACGGGUGCAGUGAGGAACGUAGGUUCUGGGGGAGAGCAAGCAGUGUUCCUCAGAGUCCUAGGAACCAUGGAUUUCGUCUCUGAUAUUUCUGCUUAACAUUUGCAACCAUCUGUGUAUCUAUGUAUGUAUAUAUAUGGUCUUUUGUUUUGUUGUUUUACAGUUUGCGAUAUCUGAAGUUUACCAAAGGCUGCAAGAGGUUUGGUUUUAUUGUACAUGUUUUGUAAAGCUGAAAAGAAUUUGUGGAUUCUCUUAA